Messenger RNA from Chinchilla lanigera (long-tailed chinchilla), 2679 nucleotides. It is a transcript of the gene Kcne4, whose product is annotated as potassium channel, voltage gated subfamily E regulatory beta subunit 4. Gene Ontology annotation, cellular component: membrane. The record is from RefSeq and is a predicted model, not a curated record. Gene Ontology annotation, biological process: membrane repolarization during action potential; ventricular cardiac muscle cell action potential; negative regulation of delayed rectifier potassium channel activity. The transcript has 2 exons. Lineage: Eukaryota; Metazoa; Chordata; Mammalia; Rodentia; Chinchillidae. Gene Ontology annotation, molecular function: potassium channel regulator activity; transmembrane transporter binding; voltage-gated potassium channel activity involved in ventricular cardiac muscle cell action potential repolarization.
UCACGGCCACCUGAGAGUUCUGGCUCGGCACCGGUGGUGAGGAGUGGUUCCCACUUCCCAGUCUCUUUCUUUUCACAGCUGCAAAGUUCAGAGAGUUGAGCUGCAGUGCUUUGAGUUCACUGCUUAUUCUGCCACGGUCAACACUGUUGUAAAUCUUCCUCCCGGAACACGUGACGAUGCAUUUCUUGACUAUAUAUCCCCAGGACAGCAGCACAGCUGUCAGAGCGGAGAGCCGGACACAGAGGAGCAACGCUCUUGAACUCACCGAGUUAGGAAUUCAGGACUUGGGACAAACCGUCAACCUUUGACCCUGCCGUGUGUGCAGUGCUUCCGUGUGGAAGAUGGAGCCUCUGAACAGCACACACCCCAGCACCGCCGCCUCCAGCAGGCCCCUGCAGUCCCAUGUGCCCGGCAGUGGCAGCAGCAAUGGGAACGAGUAUUUCUACGUCCUGGUGGUCAUGUCCUUCUACGGCAUUUUCUUGAUUGGAAUCAUGCUGGGCUACAUGAAGUCCAAGAGGCGGGAGAAGAAGUCCAGCCUCCUGCUGCUGUACAAAGACGAGGAGAGGCUCUGGGGGGAGGCCAUGAAGCCGCUGCCCGUGGUGUCCGGCCUGAGGUCGGUGCAGGUACCCAUGAUGCUGAACAUGCUGCAGGAGAGCGUGGCGCCCGCGUUGUCCUGCACGCUCUGCUCCAUGGAGGGGGACAGCGUGAGCUCCGAGUCCUCCUCCCCGGACGUGCACCUCACCAUCCAGGAGGAGGUGGCAGACGACGAGCUGGAGGAGACUUCGGAGACGCCUCUCAACGAAAGCAGUGAGGGGUCCUCAGAGAACAUUCACCAGAAUUCCUAGCACCCCCGGGGCCCCUCAAGGUGGCUGCAUCAGCCAGCACCCUUAGAGAUAGGAAAGGUAAUUUUCAAGUGUCUGUUUCACUUUCUUCAGUGCAGCUGUCACUUUGAAAAGACCCCCAGAAAUGGGGUAGGGUGGGAGACAGGGCUCAUCCACAGGCCUCGAGGUCCUUACGCCCUGAAAACGUGCAGCGUGUACAUUUACUUUGGGGCCUGAGUGUGGGGUUCCCAUUCAGAACCUGGCAGACUGAUGUGCUUGUCCUUUUCUCACUGGUUGCCCUGGGUAAUUUUUGCACCAUCUUUCAAAUGCCUAGGGCGGGCUGAGGGACUAGUUGUGAUUUGCUCAUGGCCUAGAGCUCUGUUCUUCUAGAUGUGAUUGGCUGUAAGUAGCACUACUGCGUACCUGUGGUGUUAGAUCACAGAGGGUUACAGGCUUUUUUGGGAAGUCUUGGAUUAGAGGGGAAAAACUUGAUGGAGGAUUUUUUGAUGGGAGAAAACUAGAACUCUCAACCCAACCUGUUUGUACAAUGGAAGGGGGAAAAGGCAACUUUUAAACUUAUCAACAUUAGCUGAGUUCGUAAGAGAUGAACUGGUAUUGUGACUUGUGACGGUCCAGAAUGCUGGCACAACCUCCUGUGGUCAAAAGCUUCCGUAGAGUCUAUCCUCUAAAUGACCAUGCAGAAGGCUCUUCAGGAUCUUUCCAGAAGGGGUAAGAAUGACGGGGUUGAGCAAGGUCAUGCCAUUCCCUCUGCUGUUGUUCAUUUUCCCAGCCUAGUCUCUGAGCUGGGAGAAACAUACUAGGGGACCUUACAAUGUGGUAUUGUAUCACGCACACUCAAGCUGGGGUCCAAGUUCUGUGCCUCCAGAUUGAUAGUCAUUUGCUGUGUGGUCCUGGGCAUGUUGUCAAGAGGCUUAUUGGCUUCACGGCGCUCCAGAGGAUGUGCCGCCCCAGGGGGCCGGGAGGAUGUCUUUCGAUUUUAAACUCUGUGAUAAAUCCUCCAAGGCCUGGUGUGAAGAAGCUUGGACGAAAUGUUUCCCCUUUGGCCAGUUAGUCUGUAAAAAGGAUUUGUUGAUUUAAAGGAGCAGUUGGAGACUCUGAAUACAUGUGACUGGGGAAUUCAGGGCUAAUCACAAACCAGCUCUGUUGUAGUUUUCCCAGGAUUGGACCAAAGAGGCAGACACUGUACCACAUUUUGGUCUGCAAAGUUCUCUGCAUGGUGGGCUGUGAACACUCCCAGCUAAGGGAAGGAGAAGUCUAAAAGGAUAUCUCACAACUGCUUGCCAUGUACAGUAUUCCUGUCAUCAGUACCUUUGUAGCAGAAACUUUUAGCCCUUGAAGACAAGACACACCAAAAGGUCAAAUUUAGUCCUAGGAAAAAAACCUUUUGUUAUUAUUUUUUAAAACAUACUGUCCCUGGAUUGGAGACAUAAAAAGGAGGAUAGUUCCUAUGGAAGGGUUAACAGUGUUGGAACUGGUUUAUCAGUUUGCUUUGACAUGCAGCCAGAGGAAAUUUAUGUUUGGGGGAACAGGGUUAAAAUUCACUUUAAAAUUCAGAGUGUAGAUGUACGCCAAAGGGGGCCGUUUAAGUUGAAAGAAGCCAAGUUAAGUUUGGCCUGUUGCCUGGAAUCACUUGAAUUCUGAAACUUUACUGCGACGGACAUGUGCGGUGUCACAUUUUCCAUUGCUUAAUCCUGAAGUUUGGUGCAAGUCUAUCUGCGCCUGUUAAAAAGUGAUGUAUAUACUUCCUUCUUAUUCUAUUGAGUUGUAUAGAAUUGUCUUUUGUAUUUAACAGUUUGUAAUUUUCACAAUAUUUUUUAAUUUAAAUAAACAAACACAU